Molecule: messenger RNA, 1023 nt
Organism: Drosophila kikkawai
Lineage: Eukaryota; Metazoa; Arthropoda; Insecta; Diptera; Drosophilidae
Gene: Naxd
Product: NAD(P)HX dehydratase
Biological process (GO): metabolite repair
Molecular function (GO): ATP-dependent NAD(P)H-hydrate dehydratase activity
Source: RefSeq, a predicted model, not a curated record
CCUAUGACAUAUAUCAAUGUCAGCAUGUCAGCAAUAAAAGAAAUACCAGUUAACAUUCCAAAGCUAUUAUCAUUGUUCAAAACUGUGGUUCCAAAAUCUACAAGUACCAAAUAUAAAGGACAGAAUGGGCGCAUUGGAGUAAUCGGAGGUUCUAUGGAAUAUACUGGUGCACCUUAUUUUGCUGCUAUUACUUCAAUGAAAGUUGGUGCUGAUUUGGCGCAUGUGUUCUGUCACUCCAAUGCGUCAGCAGCCAUUAAAACUUACAGCCCAGAUCUUAUUGUUCAUCCAGUACUAGAUUGCGAUGAUGCUGUUGAUAAGAUCUUGCCAUGGUUAGAAAGACUACAUAUAAUAGUUUUUGGACCUGGAUUAGGCCGGGAGCCGAAAAUUAUAGAGACAGCUACCAAUUUACUAAAAUUAUGUCUAAAUGCGCAAAAACCAAUUGUUAUCGAUGCUGACGGAUUGUUUAUUCUUAAUGAUAAUAUCGAUUUAAUAUACGGACACAGUAAUGUCAUUCUGACUCCAAAUGCCAUUGAAUUCCGAAGACUAUUCGGAGAAGAAGUUGAUGUUAAACGACAUAAAAUAUCACUCCUUGGAGAUGGAAUAGUGAUUCUUGAAAAAGGCUUAAAUGAUAAAAUUUAUGUUCCUGAAAACAACGAAAUUUACAUAAUGCCUACUGGUGGUUCCGGGCGCAGGUGUGGUGGUCAAGGAGACUUACUUAGUGGAUCACUAGCUACUUUUUUCUAUUGGUCGUUACAGUCAAAUCAACCUAACCCAGCGUAUCUUGCUGCGUGCGCAUCAAGCUAUUUCAUUAAACGGUUAAACUACGCCACAUUUCAAAAGUUAGGUCGUAGCACUGUUGCAAGUGAUAUGAUCAGUGAAAUAUAUACGGUUUUCCGAAGUGAUUUUGAGAGCUGAUGUUUUCAUAAUAAUUUAAGUAUUUUGUCUAUUAAAUAUUUUUUGAUGGUUCAAAAUCUUUGAAGAUUAUCGGAAAUUACACUCACAAUAAAAUGGUCAAAAAAGAAA